Molecule: messenger RNA, 3605 nt
Organism: Saccostrea cuccullata (small rock oyster)
Lineage: Eukaryota; Metazoa; Mollusca; Bivalvia; Ostreida; Ostreidae
Exons: 30
Coding region: 63-3467 (1134 amino acids)
Source: RefSeq, a predicted model, not a curated record
GUGAAAGGUCAACCACGUGUGUACUGUUGACAUGAAGAAGGCGCUAAAACUUUGAGGGAGACAUGAAAACAAGAGGAAAGAGGCUGAGAAGCUUUGUACAGGAAAACAAGCUUAUAUCAAGGAACAGGGAAAGCCAGCCAAGUCCUCUAAGAAGUCCCGAAAAAUCUAAAUAUAGUAGCAAAGGUGGGACAAGCAAUAGGCAGGGAAUCAGUCCAGACAGGAGUAGGACCCCAAAAAACUUUUUGGGCACUCUUACCAAUGCGACAGAAAAUAGAAAAGUACGGUUUUCAAAACUGGUGUCCAUCACAGACCAGUUAACUGGGAGCAAGGCGAAGCGGCUCAGUCCAGAUGAUAUGUCACCGGAACCCAGACCAGGCCAGCGGAAACGGAGGCAGGUCGAUUCUGAUGAAAACAGCUCACCCUCACCGGAGAGAAUGGGACAGUCCAAGAGGAGAGGGGGGAUUGUCACUGACCACGUGAGGAAAGAGGCAUUCUCCCCAGACUUGAACAAGGUACCUGAAGGGACGUCAAGUGAAAAACUUGUCAAGAAGCCACCUACCAUGAUAGAUUUAGAAAAGCUCCUGCAAGAACUAGCCAAUCAGAGAGUACAUGAUUCCUGUAAUUUAGACGAUAACAGAGGUGUUGGAGUGAUGAGCGUAAAACGCCAUCUGGUUUUAUACUGUGUGGAUAUGUAUGAAGAGGGAGAAGAUUUAGCUGCAGCCACCAAAUUUCCGCCAAUCAACAGUUUGGAAAUUAUGAAGCAGAGACGAGAAAAGAUGUAUAAAGAGAGAGCGGUGAUGCAGAGGGUCGAGUCCUACAGAGGAACUACAGAGGAGAGGUACGCUCUCCUGACAGAAGUUAACCACUGGCUCAAUAGUACAGACCUGCUUAGUGAGCUCCCAAGUGAGGAGGAACUUUUUCAGAUGAGCAGACAUUUCCAAGAAAUACAUAGCCAUGUCAUGACAGCUAUCCAUAGAUAUGGAAGCUUGAGUGAGAAAGUGAUGGACCUUGGGAGCAGUCUCUUGGCGACAACUCAUGCUAUCAUUAUGGAACAAAAGGAAAUCGCUAAAGUGGGUCAGGCCAAAGAACAGGAGAAAACUAUUGUCAUUGAUGAGAGACUUCUCCUCUCUGACCAGAAUAAGUGGGACUCAGCUGUGAAGAUGGUCAUGAGUACGUUUGAUGAUGCCAUGAAGUGGACCAAGAAUGCUACCUACAAAAAUAUUUUUAAAAAAGGUCAAUCACAGUUUAAGGAGCUCUCUUCUGGUAUGAAGAAACGUAACACAGAGUUGAAAGAAAAAAGAAAAGCGGCAGAGGAUGCAAAAAUGAAACUACAAAAUGCAAAGACUGAUGUUGAAGGUAAAGGCAAAGAAUUGGAGGAACUGAAGAAAAAUGUCAGAAAGAUAACUACAGAACUGGAUGAAAAGAAGCAUCUGCUGGCCAAAGCAGAGGAGAAUAAUGCCAAGAUAUCACAGAAAUGUCAGAAACAGGAUGCCCAAAUCAAGGACCUACAAGAGGAACUGGCCAAAAAACCCAAGGUGGUGGAGAAAGUGAGGGCAGGCACGCCCCCUCCCCCUCCCUCACCGCCCCCACCAGAAAUCAUAAAAGUGAUAGAUUCUUCAACACAAUUAAAACUGAAUGAGACAGAAAAAGAACUUGAAGACCAAAAGGCAAAGCUUCAAAAGAUGAAGGAUGAAAUUAGAAGCCUUGAAAGACUACUGAGAAUAGAGAAAGAGAGAGUUCGUCAGUUGAGGUUAGAUCUGGAGGAUGCCAUUAGACGAGCAGAAGAGGCAGAACUAACAGUGGCUAUAGAACAACCCCAGCAAGACCCCGCACCAGAGGUCCAGAUUGUAGAGACUGGGGAUAAAGACAGCACAUACUACAAAACUCUCCUGGCUGGAAUGAAGAGAGACUUUAAUGCUGAGCUGGAGAAGAUCAAAGGUCACCUUGUCAAAGAGAGGCUGAGGAAUGCAGCAAUGGUGAAGAAAGUAGAGAACACACACAAGGAACAGAUGUUUGCUCUCCAGAAGGACGUAGUCCGAGUACUCCGGGCCAUCAUGCACUUCCGGGAUCACGUCAGUACUAUAGUAGAAAAAGAGAGCCUAAAGGACGUCUCACGGGCGAUGCAGGCCCUGGGCUCCCUCAUACCUGACAAGUUAGCUCUGGAUCCAAAGGAACUACUGGCCUUACUUGUUGGAAGUGUUGUAGAAUUUAUGCACAAAUUAGAAGUAAUAAUCGCCAAUGCCUUCCUGACAAUGAGGAUGAUGAUUAAGGGAUCUAUCACCCUGUCUACCACGAAGGAAGUAGUCGCCGCGCGGCGGACAGAAAACAAGGCGCGAAUGGAGGAGGCCAAGAAAACUAUGAGGCAAAUUGAUUUUUCAAAAACAGAGACAAAGAAGUUGGCGCUGCGACUCAAAAUAGCCAAGGAAAAGCUGAUUAAGUUUGAAGAACUUACAGAGAGACAAGAAGUCCAUGAUAGAAAAUAUCUGGCCCUGUUGGACAGAUACCGGCGAGUGUGGAAGAUGUACAACAACCUGAAUAAAGAUAUGACUCUCUUACAAUCAGACCUCCAGGAAGCUGUCGAUGAGAAAGCUAAAGAGCAGGAGAAUCUUAUUGUGUCCCAGAUCAAAAUGGAACUCAGGAAUAGGAUGAACCUCCAGGAUAAAGAACUAGAGAUAAGUGUGAAGGACCAGAAGAAGAAUAUCAGAAUGUUAGAGGAGGCUUAUGAGAAGAACAAGAUAUCCAAAAAUCUGUAUUACGCAGUGCUGUCUUUACUGGAGAGAUCAUUGGACAUACCCAGAAAGAGGCUGCGUUUCAUGAUGGAGCAAUACAUUGCCUUUAGAUCUGUAAAAGAUACUAGAGCUCGUGUUAAGGAGAUACUGAGAGGAGAGGAUCUGAGUAAACACGUGAGGCGGGACAUGGAGCAGUACGUCAAAAGAAUUGAUGAGAAGCUGACAAAAAGCACCAAUACCUGGCACACCAACAUGGACUUCCUUCAACAGGAGAGACGGCACCUCUUCAAAUCUAUUUGGAAAAUGUUUGGUGAGGUGUUUGCGGAGUCUGGGUUACUACUUGUUCAUCCAUUAUUGAAUCAGAUUGCAUAUGACAGAACAGAGGUUUACAGCAAGAUAGCAGCAACCGUCAAAAGAAAGACACUCAAAAAGCUUUGUCUGAAGGGUCAUAAACGUGUGUCAGAGUUCCUUCAUCUUCCUACAUUUGUCGAGGGCUCCAGCGUGUUGUCCAGCAUGACAGACGAGCAGUCACUGUGGAACGCUCAGUUUUCUUGUGGAGAUGAUGCAACAAAUACCCCCUUAGCUGUCUCUCCCCAUCUACUUAACUACGACAUCAAUAGAGAACGCAUCCAAGCCAAAAGGAGUUUAGAAUUUGGCUCAGAUGCGCGUAAACCACUACACCUUCCCAUGACAAGGAAUUAUUACAUUUCAACCAAACAGGAGUGUGUGUCUGUCUGACCAGCCGGACCUCUGUAUAUCAUCAUACUGCAGUUUACUGGGAGGUCCGAGGAACAUUGAACUGUGUGCAGAGACACAAUAUGUUUCCUUGGAAUAAAAAUAUCAGUACAAUGUCAUUGCAAGAUAAAUUAAAAAAUA